Molecule: messenger RNA, 606 nt
Organism: Trichomonas vaginalis G3
Lineage: Eukaryota; Parabasalia; Trichomonadida; Trichomonadidae
Exons: 1
Coding region: 1-606 (201 amino acids)
Source: RefSeq, a predicted model, not a curated record
AUGCCAAACAGAGAAUUCCCAUGGAAGGUUAACACUUAUGGCUGUUUCGAGGAGCCAGAAGAGGAGGAAGAGAUCGAUGAGAUCGAAGAUGAUUCUAUGGUGGUAAUUUUACCAGAAGAAAUUGCAGAUCAUAUUAUAGAGAGAACUCUCAAUCCACAUCCUUUUGCAAAUUACAUUUACGAUAAAUAUGUUCAUGCACAAUCAGAAGGGCUUAAAAUUUGUAUCAUGAAUUUUAUUCUCAAACUCUAUUGUUCAGAAGAAAGAAGGAGAGAUCCAUCAAACAAAAGGUUCAUGGAAAAACUCAGUGUACUCCGCCAAGCUGUCGCUCUCAUUUUUUGGAGUCAUUUGAUGUGUGAUGAGCAGAGAGGUUCUUAUAUCAGUGAUUAUCCUGACAAAAAGAAAGUAUAUCACUGGGCUGGAAUGCUCGAUGUUCUUGCAAGGGAUUACGCAUCAACACACCAGGAAUCGCGUGAAGUUGUUCAUGAACUAUGCAUGGCACGUAACAGGCUCAGGGAUGAAGUCACACAGGGAAUCUACCCAGAUCUUGAAUUUCCUAUUCCAUCUGUUGAAGAAUUCAAAAACUAUAUGAACAUUCAAGUUUGUUAG